Molecule: messenger RNA, 4320 nt
Organism: Maniola jurtina (meadow brown)
Lineage: Eukaryota; Metazoa; Arthropoda; Insecta; Lepidoptera; Nymphalidae
Exons: 18
Coding region: 109-4077 (1322 amino acids)
Cellular component (GO): nucleus
Molecular function (GO): zinc ion binding
Source: RefSeq, a predicted model, not a curated record
AUUACAUGCCCUUGCAAUGCAUAUAAAUUAUGCUUUGCGACCUUAUUAUUUGGAGGGAAUGGCGACUUGUCUAUUAAUGUGGUAUCCAACAUCGUACAAGUAACCAGAAUGGCAAGGAAGGUGGUACCAAAGUUUGAAAUGCGGUGCUGCGUGCCGCUGUGCAGCAAUGAUGCUGACAGCGUGCUAAAGCGAAGUGACAUCUCGUUCCAUAUGUUCCCCGAUUCAGAAGAUAUGCGCAAGUUCUGGUUAGACGCGUUAGAUCUGAACGCAUGGUACGCGAAGAACCCUGCAGCGGUGGCGACCGCGGUGGUGUGCUCUGAGCACUUUGCCAGCGCUGACUUGUACAGCACUAAGAGUGGCUUCCGGAAGCUGCGCGUGGGUGCUGUGCCUUUAGUUAUACAGGAAACCUUAGACGAUGAGACAAUGGCAGAAGAUGAACAUUUUGUAGAGCAACUGCAGGAAACCAUAAAUGAUGAGGCAAUGGCAGAAGAUGAACAACUCGUGGAACAAUUGCAGGUGUGCAGGAUUUGUCUGGAGACUGAAGGCCGAUUAAUUUCUAUGUCAGAUUGCAAAUUGGAUGAAGUAUAUCAAAAUCUGACUGGAUUUCCGAUGAGCAAUGAUUUGCGUUUGUCGCAGACAUUUUGUCCAGAGUGUCUCCAGAGACUUAGAAACUUUGAGAAGUUCCGCGAGAAAAGUCUCACAUCUGACUUGUUAAUAACUAAUUUAUUGAAGACUACUGAAUGGUCAAUAAAAGAAGAAUUUAUGAAAAUAAAACGUGAGAAACACGGACUAACGUCGAAUUUGGAGAAACUAUUCAUAAACUAUGAUCAUUGCGAUCUGUUCAUAAAAGAAAGCUCCCAGAACAAUGAGAACUUCGAUAGUAAUAACCAAGUUGUAAUUCGCCCAUCAUCUAGUACUGAAUUGGAUGAACUGACAGUUAUUAAUAUAAAAACGCCCAAUACACCCAAAGUAUCUGGAGGUAGUAGCAUAAGGAUUGACAAAAUGACGCCCGUAGCACCAAAAUUGCCACGAUUAGCACCAAAACCACCCUUUAACUUCUCACCUAUCCCUCCUAAACCUAAUAAUACCCCUCAUUUACAGCAAAUAACUCCUAAGACAUAUCCAUCACCGAGGUUACUAAAAAAUUCUCAAAAUUCAACACCUAUUUCAUUAAAAAAGGCUCAGACAGCACCCAAUUUACUACAAAUAGCACCGAAACCUAAAAUAAAUGUAACGCAAAUACCUAAAAAAAAUGAAACACAAAACGUAUCUAUUCAAACAACAUAUGCUAACAGACAAUCUGGUAAAAACAUUGUCAAACGUAAUGAAUCUAACCAAGCUACAAAUGUAAACACGCCAGUAUUUGAUAAUAAUCUUGUUAUUAAAAAAGAAAUAAAUACCGACAAUCCAGAACAGACCCAGAUCAAAGUGGAAUAUCUACCAGUCGUAGAUGUAGUCAUUGACAAGAAAUUCAAAAUUGUCAAAAAAGAGGAAAUAUUACUGAAAAACACUCAGUUAAUCUUUAAUAAUAACAGAGCUAUUGUUCAAGAAUUAGAAAAAAAUAAUAAAGCUAUUAUCAGAAAUAAACAGGGUGUACCAAUAGGCAUAGAUUUAAACAAAAGUAAAAUGUCGGUUGUGAUGAAUAAACAACAGCUGCUUCCAAUGAUAGUAGGUGAUCGCAUAAUAAUGCCGACCGAGCAAAAUGUGCCCAAAAAUGUACCCACUACACUAAACAGACCCACAACAGCAAUACAACAAAAACCCAAAAACAUAAAAGCUCCAGUUAAAACUGUGCCUAUUAUGAAAAAUGUUCAGCAACCUAUUACUCAAAAUAUACCCAAAAAUAAGCAAUCCCAAGGUAAAUCAAAUAUAUCAACAAACCAAGAGAAUCGCUCAAAACUGAUUAUUCAAGAAAAAGCCAAAGUUAUUCCAACCAGUUCCCAGAGUAAUAAAAAUGUAGUAGUUACGAAAAACAUUCAAAAACAUAUGCCGAUAAUAACCGAUGAAAAUACGAAAGAUAUGCCUUUAAUUGACGACAGUAAAAUAGAUAUGCCUAUAAUGGAUAACAGUAAAACAGAAAUCGAUAGUCAAAUCGAAACUGAAACGCUGUGUGAAGUCCCGGUGGAAAAUUAUGAAGAACAAGAAUUUUAUGAAGAAUCUGUAGAAGAAACAGUCAUCACAGAAGACUAUUUGGAAAUGCACUCGGAAUCAGACACAGAAAUGCAAGAUAUUAAAAAAGAAGUUGAAAAUAUAAUUUAUGAAGGAAAAGAUGGUGUUUCAAAUACAGAUCCUCUCAAUGUUAAAAAUGAAUGUAAAAUUGAUAAUGAAAAUAAUGAAACAUGGGAUGAAAAUCAAGAAAACAACGAAACGUGGAAUGAGAAUGAAGAGAACAAUGAAACAUGGGAUGACAAACAAGAAAAUGAAACUUGGGAUGAUAAUCAAGAAAAUAAUGAAACCUGGGAUGAUAAUCAAGACAAUAAUGAAACUUGGGAGGAAAACCAAGAAAAUGAUGAAACGUGGGACGAAAAUCAAGAAAAUGAUGAAACAUGGGACGAAAAUGAUGAAAAUCGUGGAAAGUGGGUGCCAGAUGACUUCUCUGAAGACGAAGACAAUGAAAACGACCAAAACAGCGAAGGCGAUCAGAGCCAAAACGAUGAAAGCACUAAACCAAAAAAAGUCAUCGACAAAUUUGACCCUGAAGUGUUAAAAAGAAACAGAAUGCAAAGGAAGCGGAAAACCGUCCUACGCAAUUAUGGAAAAGCAUAUUUUUCCGAUGACUUGAACGAUGUGAUUUUUUCAAUAACCAAGUUGAGUUUAGAAGAACAGUUGAUAGAAAUAAAAAACCGACUGUAUACUAAGUAUAAGAACGCGGCGUUCACUUGCGAGUUCUGCUAUAGAGGAUUCAUGAAUGAAUACGCAUACAAAAGACACAUCGCGCUCCAUAAUAGUGAGGAUGGGCUCUACGCGUGUGAAGUAUGCAAGUUCAAGUUCAAGACGGCAAAGUUGCUGCAAACUCACAUAUCAGCGCGACACGCCACCAAGUUCAGCUGCAACCUGUGCGACUUUACCAGCACUGCUCCUGAACCAGCGAAACAGCACGGCAUGAAACAUAGGGGCAUUAGGUACCAAUGUCCACACUGCCCUGAAGAUUACUUGCGAUACACGGUUCUGAUGGACCACAUGGGGAUCAAGCAUACUCCAGAGAGCUUGUGCCCCGUGUGUGGCCUCAAGUUGGUCAACGAUGAGGAGUUGGAGAGACACAAGAGCGCCAGACACGCGACACAGUGCGAUCAGGACCGGUGGGAUACCGCGACGCACUGCGAACGUUGCGACAUUCUGUUCGCGGAUGAAGAAGCGUUCAAAUUCCACUUGGGCGUGUCCAUCAAACACGAUAGCGAGUUCAUAAUAGAACACCAAAAAGCGAAGAGGAAUCAAAACGAGUUUAUGAAGCCUUCAAGUGUGUAUAAGAAGCCAGAAGUUACCGGACCACUUACAUGUGAACAGUGCGGCCUGAAAGUGGCAACACUGAGACAGUACCACGGUCACUUCCGACGCGACCACCCGGACAAGACUCGGACCUUUUACCCGACCAUGAAGAAAAAGGUGAUGUGCGAACUUUGCGGGAGGUUCUUUAAGGCCCAAUGGCAGUACGUAGAGCAUCUUAGGCUGCACACAAACGAACGACCGUACUCCUGCGAGACGUGCGGGAAGGCUUUCAUAACCAACCGUCUUUUGUGUCAACAUCGCUCCGCGCACGGCAUCUACCCACGCAAGCGACCAGACAUAGUGUGCAAACUUUGCGGCAAAACCUUUGCUAACAGGGGUAAUCUACACCGGCAUAUGGGCGUUCACUCGGAUGAGAAACGAUUCAAGUGUGAGAUAUGCCACACGGCGUACCGUCAGAAGGCCGAGAUGAAGUCCCACUACGACCACGUGCAUCUAAGGAAACCGUGGCCGAAGCGACACAGGCCGAAGCGGGACGGCUCUAUGACGAAAUCAGCGCCGACAUCUGAAGAUGACACUUCCCAGCAAUACGUCGUAGAGGAAGUGGCCGAGGAAAUGGAAAUCGAAUAUUAAGAGAACUAUCUAAAAAUAAGAUCUAUGAUCGACAGCGUAAAACUGUCUAUGGCACUAUUUAGAACGAUGGGCGAUUCAUUCGAAUAACAAUCGAACUAUACCGAUUUUUUAUAUCGAUUUUUUUUUGAGUUCAACUAUGUUAUAGGCGCGACUAUUUAACAGGGCUCUCUCCGUCACUCGUUUCCACUCGUUUCAUACAAUCGUAGUUCCAAUUUCAUUUGAAUAUUAAGCAACCAAAGUUCA